AUGAACCCCGAGGCGGAAGUGUCAGCCGCACCGGCAGAAAAGACACAGGAACCGAAAGUCGAAGAGCCAACACCAGAACCACAACAACAACAACCCCCAAAAAUCUUCGACACGACCUCCUUCCCCGGUCUAGGGCUCGACCCCGUGAUGUGCGCCCACCUGGCAACCAAGCUCAACUUCAAAGCCCCCACUCUCAUCCAACGCGCCGCGCUCCCAUCCCUCCUCCGCAACAGAGACAAAGACCACGUCCUCCAAGCCCAGACGGGAUCCGGGAAAACGCUAGCCUUCCUGCUGCCCAUCCUGCACAGAAUGCUGAUGGCGGAGAAGGAGUUUGGGGAUAGCGCGCAGGAGAUGCUGAAGCGGGAUCUGGGCACGUUGGCGAUCGUGUUGGCGCCGACGCGCGAGUUGGCGAAGCAGAUUGAGAAUGUGCUUAAUUCGUUGUUGAAGUAUUCGGCGCAUGGGGCGGCGGCUCGAGUGUCACCAAUAAAAGCGAAACCGCCCACACCCACCGGCCCAACACCCGACACCCCCCGCACUACGCACCGCCACUGGAUCGUCGCCGGCAACGUCAUGGGCGGCGAAAAAAAGAAAUCCGAAAAAGCCCGUCUCCGCCGCGGCGUCACCAUCCUCGUCUCCACGCCCGGCCGCCUCCUCGACCAUCUCAAAACCACCAAAGCGUUCGAGGUCGGCAACCUCCGCUGGCUCGUGCUCGACGAGGCUGACCGACUACUCGAGUUGGGCUUUGAGGAGACAUUGAGGGAUAUUCUGCGGAUUUUGGCGGAGAAGAAGGAGGUUGCGGGAAGGAUGAGGAAACGGUUGAUGGUUAAAUCGUGGCCGCCGAAUCGACAGACGAUUCUCUGUUCGGCGACUAUCCAGGGCGGGGUGCAGAAACUGGCCGAGGAAGCAUUGACCGACCCGGAAUUCGGGGAUGUCGACGCGGAUGAUAUGGACAUGGACGGCGCGGACGAGGGCGCGGACAUCACUGUCCCGAAGCAGCUCAAACAGCAGUACCUGAUCGUCCCCGCGAAGCUGCGACUGGUCACAUUAGUCGGCGUGUGCAGGCAGAUCAUCAGGACGUGGGAGUCGAAUGCGUUGGUGAGGGGGGACAGAAAACCGUGCAAGAUUAUGAUGUUUGUGUCUAGCACCGAUUCGGUGGAUUUUCAUUACCAUAUCCUGGCGAAUGGGCAUAAGGCGCCCCUCGCCCCACCCCCACCCACCCUCCUCCAAACCACCAACCCGUCCCCAACCCCCCUCCUCCCCUCCCCAACCCACAUCUACAAACUCCACGGCUCCCUCCCUCAAUCCGCCCGCACAGCCGCCUACACCGCCUUCACCACCACCCCAACCCACGCGGUCCUCUUCUGCACAGACGUCGCCGCCCGCGGUCUCGACAUGCCCGACGUCGCCGCCGUCAUCCAGUACGACCCCCCCGCAGACGUCAACGACUACGUCCACCGAGUCGGCAGAACAGCCCGACUGGGCCGACAGGGCCACGCCAUGCUCUUCCUCCUCCCCUCCGAAUCCGAAUACGCGCCCUACCUCGCCACCAAGAACAUCCACCUAUCGCAAGCCGACAUCGCCGCCGCCCUCGCGUACCUCAUCGACACGCACGACCCCCUCAAACCCCUCCGCGCGAACAACGCAAAGGGCCGCCGACCGUACGAGCUCCCCGCGACGAACCUGCACAUGAUGUACGAGCGGUUCACCCUCGCGCACCCGGACACCCUCACCCUGGCGCAGUCGGCAUACACGUCGCAUCUCCGCGCCUAUGCGACGCAUACACCCGCCGAGCGUGCGUUUUUCCACAUCAAGAACCUGCAUCUGGGCCACAUUGCGAAGGCGUUCGCGCUGCGGGAUAAGCCGCUGGAUGUCGCGGAUGUGGAGAACGCGAGGAGGGCGAAGGAGAAGAAGAUGGAGAGGGAGGAGAUGAAGAGGAGGGAGAAGCCCGGGAGUGCGAUGUAUAAGAAGCGGAAUGAGGUUUUGUUGAGGGCGAGUGCGAGUGAGUUUGGGGAUGGCGGGGUGGGGAGGAUUAUGGCUGUUGGGGCGGGGGAUAAGGGCGCGGCGAAGAGACGGAGGAAGGCGGUUGGGAAGUAG
Fimicolochytrium jonesii is the source of this 2094-nucleotide messenger RNA. RefSeq names its product P-loop containing nucleoside triphosphate hydrolase protein. Gene Ontology annotation, molecular function: nucleic acid binding; ATP binding. Lineage: Eukaryota; Fungi; Chytridiomycota; Chytridiomycetes; Spizellomycetales; Powellomycetaceae. Gene Ontology annotation, cellular component: nucleus. The record is from RefSeq and is a predicted model, not a curated record. Gene Ontology annotation, biological process: ribosome biogenesis. The transcript is spliced from 4 exons. The coding region runs from base 1 to 2094 and encodes 697 amino acids.